Helobdella robusta is the source of this 1512-nucleotide messenger RNA. RefSeq lists its product as hypothetical. The record is from RefSeq and is a predicted model, not a curated record. The transcript is spliced from 2 exons. The coding region runs from base 1 to 1512 and encodes 503 amino acids. Lineage: Eukaryota; Metazoa; Annelida; Clitellata; Rhynchobdellida; Glossiphoniidae.
AUGGCUUCUAAUUCAAACUGUGGUGCUCUUACAACACGCAGCAUGACUAACAUAUGGCUGAUUGGACAGUUACAAAGUGAACUUCCAGUAAAUGUAUUGCCUACAACAGAUAAGGUCAUGGACGUGUGGAACAAGGCUAGAAUACCAACAACCUACCAUACUCAUGUUGUAGAAAAAGUAAAGUCGGUAGUUGAUGACUACAAGCUAAUAAAAAAGAACAAAAACAGACAAAGUGAAGCACAACGAGCACGAGAGAAGGAAUUUGAAGAAAAGAAGCACAUGAUGUUUGAUAUUGCUCACCAACACGCCAUGCAGCUCAUCCGAAUUCAGGAAGAUAUAGAAUUUCUUGAAGACCAGAGGGGCAGUCGACGAAUGCAAAUGAGUGGCAUUGAUAAAGACCUGACCAAGAAAGAAGAGCGCACAGAACAACGUAAAUGCAAAGAAGAAGAGAGAAAAGAGCGAGAGCAGGAGCGGAUGACAGAAAGUACCUCACUACAUUUAUCUAGUUCUGAUGACAGUGAUAGUGAACAGCAGGACACAGAGGACAACUAUGAAAUUGAAAUUCCAGUGUACUACAAAAAGCAGAUCAGUGAAGUAGAAGACAGUCUGUCAAGCAGUGCCAGCAAAAAAACACGAACUGUGCAGGAUAUGUUGUCGUCGCCAGAUGUUGCUUCAGCACUGGAUAGAAUAAACCUGUCAGAAAGAAAGUUCACAGUAUUAGCAGCAGCCAUUGCACAAGCUAGUGGGCAAGACAUCAGGGAUACAUCUCUGUCACGUUCCACAGUUCAUCGUAAACGACAGCAACAUCGAUCAACCAUUGACAGCAGUAUUCGUCAACAAUUUCAGGAUCGUGACAGAAACCCCCUUCUGGUUCACUGGGAUGGGAAGAUCAUGAAUGAUGACCCACACUCCAGAACUGAUAGACUGGCUGUUGUUGUGACUGGCUGUAAUGUGGAGAAAAUCUUAAAAAUUGUUAAAAUUGCAUCAAGCACGGGACAAGCACAGGCCAAUGCAAUUUUUCAGUUGCUCAAAUUAUGGGACGUUAGUGAAGACAUUAUAGGCAUGUGCUUUGAUACUACUGCUGCCAAUACUGGGACGUCAAGUGGAGCAUGUGUUUUGCUGGAGAAACUGCUCCAUAGAAAUCUCUUGCACUUUGCUUGUCGUCAUCAUGUACAUGAAUUGAUAAUCGGUGAAGUUUUCACAGUUCUGUUUGGUCCAAGCCGUGGCCCCAACAUUGGAAUGUUAGAAAGAUUUCGAGCCUACUGGCCAAAUAUAAAUCAGUCAAACCACAAGCCACUUGAUGAUGACAGGAUGAACCACUCAUUGCUACAGAUGAUGCGGUCUGACAUAGUACCAUCUUUGACAUGUUUUCUUUCAGCUGACAGCUCAUACAUCCCACGAGAGGAUUACAAGGAGUUGGUUGAACUCUGUCUCUUAGUGCUGAGUUAUCCAAUGCAGACUGAUGGCAAGUACCAUUUCCGUGUUCCUGGAGCAUAUCACAUGGCCAGAUGA